UUUUUUUUUUUCUUCUCUUUGCUCUUUGUUCUCUUUUUCGCCUCCUUCCUUUUAAUUAGAUAGACUUGUAUUUGAAAUGAUGCCAACAGUUGACACCAAUGCUUGGCAAAGUAUUGCCUCAGCAGCCGAAGAACUACAGAAACUAAUGGCAGAACAUUUACAGAUGAAGAUGGAGGGAACGCUAGCUGAUAAUGUAUUAGAAAGCCCACAAGGACAAACAUUAUUAGUAGCCAUUGAUAGAAUGAAAGAUCUUCAUUGUCAAGCUUAUGAAUCAACACGCGAUACCAAACAACAAACAGCCGAUGCCAAAGAUGCUAUGGAUGAUAAACAAGUAGGCCUUCAAAAUGUUAUGUAUGAGAAAAGACAUAUUGUCGAAGAAAUAGUCAAAUGUCGAGAAUUUAGAUCUGUUUAUCAACAUGUUGAUCUUAUUUCUUUGGAUGAUUUCUUGGCCAAGGCACCUGAGCAUUAUUUAGAAGAUAAAGAUAAUCAUCACACUCUCAUGAUUAAUCGACUAAGAUUUGAACAGGAUGAAAGGACAAGUCUCAAGGAAGAAGAAGAAAGGUUACAGCAAGAAAGACAAUUACUGAUCAAGGAAAAUCGCAAGGCUCAAGAAAAGUUGGAUCGCUUUGACAAGUUAUUGGAUGACUUUGUUCUGGCAACUGUGCCUUUAGAAGAAUCUCUACAUGAAGACGAUAAAAAGACAACAGCAUCAACACGAACAACUGAUGCAAUGGAUGUGGAUGAACAAGAUACAACUGAAGAUCAAGAAUCAUCACAGAUAGUGGAUGUCCAAAUGGCAGAUUCAUGAUGAUUACUUUUGGUAUAUAGUUUAGAAAAACAGGAUAGUAUAUAUGAUAGAUAGCAU
Messenger RNA from Halteromyces radiatus, 865 nucleotides. RefSeq names its product Fms-interacting protein-domain-containing protein. The transcript has 5 exons. Bases 77 to 808 code for a protein of 243 amino acids. Lineage: Eukaryota; Fungi; Mucoromycota; Mucoromycetes; Mucorales; Cunninghamellaceae. Gene Ontology annotation, cellular component: THO complex part of transcription export complex. The record is from RefSeq and is a predicted model, not a curated record. Gene Ontology annotation, biological process: positive regulation of DNA-templated transcription, elongation; mRNA export from nucleus. Gene Ontology annotation, molecular function: mRNA binding.